AAGCGAUUCACCCGUUUUCCAUUCUUUCAUUAUUUUGCGCGAUAAUUAAAGAGUUAAUGGACGUGUAACUUCACAAUUUUAUUAUUCGGUUUAUAUUAAGUGUCAUACGAAGUUUUUUUAAUAAAAGCUAAGAAUCGAUUAUUACUCUACAAAGGUGAAAACGAGACAUACAACUGAAGAUGUCAGUAGGAUGGGGCAGCCUACCAAUACUCCCCUUGCGGUCGGUGCUGGAACACCUCAGUUUGAAAGACGCUCUUGCCGCGACGGCCACCUGCAGGCAUUGGCGGUCUUCCAUCUUGGUGUAUGAGGGAAAGAAGGAAUUGUUAAAGUUAAGCGUGAAACAUCUGGAGAAGAGCGCGUUCGUGACGUCACUGUUCAAGAAACAUGUAAGAAGAGUGCACAUAUACAUCAACGACACAGAGGAGAAAUUGGAGACGUUCAUGGAAUAUAUCCUGCCACAGUAUUUCGACACACUACAGCUGAACGAAUUGGUUUUUAUUGGACCAAGUUACUUACUGAGGAAUAAAUAUGUGCCAACCGUUAGUCUUAAAAGAAUAUUAACAGAAAGUCUGAUUUUCAAGCACAUAGAAAACCUAAAGUCGCUACUAUUUAUUGGCUGCGAGAUGGGAUACGCAGAAAGUGAUAAUGAAAGAUAUAUACACGAUCACGUUGAACAGCACUCACGCGCGCUCAAGUUUAAUUUUACUCCAUCGCCCAACGAUACAGUAUUCUCCAGGUGCAAUAUGACGAAGAUGAUGUUUGCCAAUCUAAAGUACGUAACAAUAGACUACGAGCUGAUAAGUGCAGCAACACUACACACGCUCGACCAGAUCCCACUCCUCACUCUGCUAACACUGAACGUAGGCAACAAGCAGCCGGCCACACUCGAGCGCUUUGAUUGGCCGAGAAUAGCCGUCAACGUGCGCGUUAAUAUUAUCGCUGUAUCGCAGAGAAGGUUCGAAGAUAUCAUAACAAAUGUUUUUGUGGAGGGCAUGAUUCUUACCUCGCUGAAAGUUAUGUUUUGUAAAGAUCUACACAUACCUCUGAUAAGCCACAUCGUGGGAAUGUAUAAAUCGACUUUGAAAGAAUUCCUCUGGGUCGAUAGUCCGUUCGAAUCUUUCGAAAAUUUGGAUAGAAUUGUUAGACCCAAUUCAAGAGUUUAUAUCGACAUGUGCCCAGUAAACCCGUUGAUAUUAUUAUGCUGGCAAUGCCACCAUUUGAAACGACUUGUUAUACAUGGAUAUUGGAUAUGGCAGUAUGACGUCAUAGGCAUAGUCCGACUGCGCAAAAGUCUCCUCGAAGUGGACAUAUCAGCGGUGUACGACCGUCAGUAUUUAGUCAAGAAAGACGUAAACACCAACAAUAUACUCCGAGUGCUGACUCACGAUGUCAUUCCCGCACCUGAUGCGAAAUUUGUGAAGCAAGUGAACAAGCACACGGAAUUCAGAUGGACGCCAUCUUUGAUGACCGACUUGCACCCGGCGCUACAAGAUGGCGCCAGUCCGGAAAUUCAAGCAGAUUAUAUUCUACACGAAGCUACAAGGCCUCCUGUGUUUUAAACAAGGUGCAAGAAAUUUUAGCUCAAACACCAAGCAAAGAAAGUCAUCAAAAAGGUUAUUUUAAUACGCGGGAACGUAUUCUAAAAUUAAUACUAUAAUUAAAAUAAAUAGCUGAAUAUUUAAUAAUUUUUUAUUUUUAAAUAUUUGGCUAUUAAUUUAAACUCAAUAUGUAUCAGUGAACGGUUAAUAUGUAUCAUAUUAUAUUUUCAAAAAAUAUAACAUGACUAGUGUGAAAUGUUCUUAAUAUGUAUAUCCUAUAUUUUAAUAAGUUAUUGCUACGAAUAUGUGAAUUUUAAAAUAUUUUCUAUCGGAUUGGAAAGUUAUAGUAUUUUUUAUAUUUUUAUGUUAUUUUUACGUUUGUUGAAAAUAUAUUUAAAAUUGGUUUAUAUAAAUUACUUUUGUUUUGGUAAAAGUGUCUUCAGUAAUCAUAUAUCUAGUACUGUUAUAUUUUUUGCUGUUUUAACUAAUUUUCUUAGUAUACAAUGGUACCGAAUAUAGUUUCUACUUUCUUGCUCUUUAAUAAAUAAGGCUUCUUUAAAAUGUUCAAUAAUAUGUUUGGUUCACUACAUUUGAUUUAUAAAAGACAUUAAAAUUUCCCAAAUUUUCUUUUGCUAUUUAAAACUAAAAAAUUAUAUACGUUUCUUUUAAUUAUUUACUUAUAAAAAUAUAUCACGAUGUAAAUUGUAGAAAGGUUAAAAAAAACCUUUUUUAAUAUUUCGCGAGCUUUAAUAAUAAAUGAUUUGCACGAAAUUUAUAUUUAUAUAGACUAUCGCGAAUCAGUAUUGAGUUAAAAAAAGGUCAUUUUAAUAUUUAAAUAUUUUAAACAUGGUAUGGGAAAAUAUUCUUAUUAUCGUAGGGGUAAGGUUAAGCUUUUUUUUUUUCAAUAUAACAAAAAUAUAUAUAUUACAAGCGUCAUUAGAGUAUUAGGUUACCGAUAUGUUUUAAAACCAAUACUUUAAGGCCUAAUUUUUUUUUAAAUAACGCGGCAAAUUAUACAGAUCAUAUUUGAUUUUACGCAGAUAAUAAAAGUUCCUGAUUUGUAUGUAGAAUUACGUUACAGAUUAUAAAUUAUAUUCACUGCAUUCACGAAGCACUUAGAGACGCAAAAUGUAGAUGUGUUUACAUCAUGCCUGUAUAUAGCUUUAAAUAUUCCUUAUAAUAAUGGAAAAUAACGAGAUAUCGAAACAAUACAGUAGGUACUAAAGCGUAGUCGAAAUAAGACGCAAUUUAUGUCAAUUCCACAAAAAAUAACAACAGAUAAAAAAUUUAUCCAAAUCCUGUCUAUGACCUAACCUUUAGUUUGUGUAUACAGAUUAAAAAUCGAAUAAUUUCAUUAGUGUUCUAUAAUAUGUAUAGGAAAUAUUGAGAAACGCCGAAUGAUAUGUUUACAGGCAACAUCUCACAAAACACGAAUUUAUCGCGUAGUUACGGACAAGUUAAUAUCUUAGAGAAAUUGUUAGAAUUCGUUUGAUCGCACAAAUCGACGCUAUGACAAUAUAACAGUGCGAGUAUGUGACCAGCUGUGACAACAUGUUACAUUAUUUAUCAUGGCAAUAAAAUAAUCGAUUAAAAAAUCAAACACCCAUUCCUUUACCAAAUUCAAAAGAAAUUUCUAGAACUUUUACAGGCAUAUGAUAAAAUAAAAGGAGUAAAUAAAGCUUCAAACACCGAUACAGCUGAUUAAAUGUAAUUAAUAGUUUAUUCGGUCACAUCGCUAAAUUAUCAACAACACGUCUUGAUAGUUUAUUGAAAAAGCGCGAAAAAAUUUGUACAUAAAUAAUAAAAAUAUCUUAUUCCAUCGAGAAUGGCGUGGGAAAGACUUAAACAUCUAGUCAAUAUCGCCGGGCUGUGUAUAUAAACGAAAAAAAUAAAAAUAAAGACGCGUGAGCCCGCGCUUUAGAAGCACAAACUAACCAAGUAUUACGAAUACAUAUUAUAAUUUAUAUCAACACUAUAAGUAGCUUUAAGAGGAAAUCUCGACUGUAUCAAAUACGGUGACGUGCCACUUCAAACGAAAGUAGGGAUAGAGAAGAAAAUUUUUAUUAAAAAAAACGGGUCGUGCAAAUCGCAUUUAUUGGUACGUAGACGUAACUUCGCUGACAUACAAAGCACCUUGAAUAGAACAUUUAUUUUGCAGCGUUCUAUACAAAUCCGUCCCGAAAACACACUAUGUAACAUUGAAUCGGUUACCUAACGAAUGCGAGGUGCUAAAACGAUGAAAAAAAUACAAAAAAUAUAUGUUGUCACGCACAAAAAUUGUGAUCUUAACUUAUUCCCAACUGUACAUGCCUUCGAUUAGUGUACAAAACGAUACAAAUAUAAUAUACCCUUGAUAUCUGAAUUGAGCUGACGCUAAACGAUAUUGUCUUAGACGGAAAUAAGUAUAAUAACGCUUCACAUAGCUAGUACUAAGUACUUUAAUUUAGAGACUCACUAAUGUGUAAAAAGAAUUGAAUGAUUGGUUUGUUUCCAAUAUUUUUUACGGUGUUUAUAGUUCGAUGCGAUGAACAUAUAUUGUAAGGCAACUAAGAGACUAACCAAGAUACAUUCCCUGAGACUGACAAAUAGAGAGGCUAAGGUCUAAACAAUGUUAUUGUUACGAAAUUUCGCGUGUGUUGAGGCUGUAAGAUAUAUUCAAUAUUCAUUUAUGUUUAAAACAAUAACGUGUUACUAGAGCGUUAUAUUUUUUUGUUUGAUUGUGAUAAUCGAUUCCAGAAGAAUAAGAUUGCGUUUUUAUUGUGAUAUAUUUUAUGUUUAAAAAAUUAAAAUCAAUACUUAAAAAAAAAAU
Molecule: messenger RNA, 4347 nt
Organism: Colias croceus (clouded yellow)
Lineage: Eukaryota; Metazoa; Arthropoda; Insecta; Lepidoptera; Pieridae
Exons: 13
Coding region: 180-1559 (459 amino acids)
Biological process (GO): SCF-dependent proteasomal ubiquitin-dependent protein catabolic process; positive regulation of protein ubiquitination
Cellular component (GO): SCF ubiquitin ligase complex
Molecular function (GO): protein binding
Source: RefSeq, a predicted model, not a curated record